AGUAAUAUUUAUGGAAUCAACUCAUACAGCUCGUGACCACAGUUACUGUAUUAGGUGAACUCCCAUUAUGAAUCCAUUUGUAACAAAAACAUUUGUUGAUUUCCUAAAAUAUAAUGAUAACUUUCCACCAUCGCUGGAACAGUCACUAGGGCUAAACAGAGGAUAAGAAGCAAAGGGAAAUGAUGGACACAAACUUUUCACGUAUAGAUAACUUGCUACGUAAUGUUGCACAACCUGCUGUAAAAGUAACAUUUGACACAGAGUUUAGCCCCGUAAUACUACAACAAACACUUGAUCGACAAAGAGCAAAAGUAUUGGAGCCACUGAGGAAAAAGAAGGUUAUAUCUAGAGAGCAAUGGAGUUUACUAUUUCCGUACCCGAACAAAGGUAAGGCCUGUUCAACUACAUUUGAUUUGAAUUUGAUGACUUGUCUCUUACGAAACCUUACACAGAUACCAGUCGGGGAUGAAUUACCCUGUCAUGCAGAUAAAAGUGAAGGCGCAGAUUUGUCGAGAUUGAAAUACUACAGGAAUAUGAUUGCUCACUGCGCUAGCAAAGAUGCUAAACUAACAAACGAGAAAUUCGAGAUAUAUUGGAAUGAUAUAAGUCAGAAAAAACAAAUAGUGAAACAAGUAUAAAAGGCAAUUGUAAGACUUGGCGGUGCACAUUUUCAGCCGAAGUGUCUUAGUUUGAAAGUCGGUGGAGCAAAUGAUUGUGUUCCUAUAGGUUUAAAACGACUACACAAAGAGUUGAUAGAAGAAUGGAAAAAAGAAAAAAAUUAUGUAAUAGAAACAAUAGCUAUAAAACGCUUAUUAGAUUUGAUUGAAAACAAUACCAGCGUAAUGGCUGUUGGAUCUUCCGGUUGCGGAAAGUCUACUUCUAUUCAUUAUGUGGCACUUUCGUUAUAUCAAAAGCAGGGAUAUGAAGUCAUCCAUGUCUACAGCCCAGAAGAAAUAAGACAGUACUAUAAUCCUGAAUGUAAACAAGUAAUAGUUUUUGAUGAUUUAUGUGGGAAAUCUACCAUUGAUUUUAACUUAGUUAAUAAUUGGUCGAGGUUGUUAAAUGAUAUUAUAAGAAUAUUAGAGGAUACAAAUAUUAAAAUGCUUUCAUCGUGUAGAACACAUAUUUAUCAAGAUCGUACAUUUAAAGGCCUGGAUUUCUCAUCAACAAUUGUAUGUGAUCUUCUAUCUGAAGAAUACCGUCUCACACGGUUGGAAAGACAGCUUAUAGGCCAGAGGUACUUAUCUAGAGGUGAAAUGAAGAAAAUAGAAAAUACUAUUGAAAAGUUUGAAUUCUUCCCUCUGCUAUGUCGCCUUUAUUCUAAACAUAAAGUUAACGAAAUAGAGGCUUUUUUUUCUAAUCCGGACACUAUUUUACGAAAUGAUUUGAAAUCGUUCAUGCAAGCACAAGAUCAAAAAACAAUUGCAAUACUGACUCUUUUCAUCGCUUAUAACAAUAACUUACACAAUGAUGUGCUAUCACCAGCCUCUGGAAUAAAACAAAAAAUAGAAGUGAUAUCUGAUAACUUUCAUUUGCAAACGCAUUUGUCAAUCCAAGUUGUAAGGUCAGAAUUGAAUAAUUUAAGGUGUUCUUAUGUCAAAUGUAGUAAAGAAAAAUAUAGUUUUCUCCACGACAAACUUUUUGACAUAUUGGUAUCAUUCCUCGGAGAUCAUAAAUUUGACCUGAUUUUAAAUAUUGCACAUACAAAUAUCAUACGUGAUAGUUUUCUGCUCGAAUCAUUGUUAAAACCGUGUACAGUAUUAAAGAAAAACGAAAACAUUAUUAUAGUUCAAAAAGAUAAAGAAAAGGAUUUUAUUUUUCGUUUAGUAAAAGAUUUCGAGGAUGGAUAUAUCAAAAAUGUAAUUUUAAAUGAACAUUUACGUGAUAAAAGUUUUAGGAAGAAACUAGUUCAAUUGAUUAGCCAGUCUGUCGAUAUGGAAAAAAUGAUAUGCACUAUGUCAAGAAAUACAUUAACUACAUUGUUAGUAUUUAUGGUUGAUCAAAAUUAUUGUGAUUUACUUUCAAUAUUUUUGAUAGAAAGCUAUAAUCUAAAUGAAUGUGAUUGGGAGGAAUCGCCGCUGUGUAUAGCUAUAAAGAAAGAAUAUACUGAUAUUGUCAAAUUAUUGUUAGAUCGUAAAUGUGACAUUAACUUCUUCAAAACGGGCAGUCAAACACCUUUAUAUGUUGCUGCAAGGAAAUCAAGGAAUGGUUAUUCUUUUGUAAAACUACUGCUAGAGCACUCAGCCAAGACUGAUAUCCGAGGUCUUUUUGGUAGUACUCCUCUCUAUACAGCUACCAAGAAAAAUAAUGUUGAAGUUGUGAAGCUACUAUUAGAUCGCUCAGCUAACCCGAAUAUAAGUAACGAUUACAAUAAUACACCACUUCAUGUGGCAAUUGCAAAAGGUUAUUAUGAAAUUGCCAUGCUGUUGCUAGAGCAUAAAGCUGAUUUUAAUUUUCAAGAUGUAGACAACAAAACGCCUUUGUUUCUGUCAGCAGAGAAUAAAAAUGGUGUUAUUAAAGAUUUCAUAUCAAAGAUGAGUAACAGUGUAAAUGUAAGACGGCAGUAUAAUUCAGCACUUUUAUACAUAGCUUGUAACAGUGGUGAUUUCAACGAAGUGAAAAACAUAUUAUUGCAAGGUAACAUUAACGUCAAUAAUAACGAAAACGAAUUUUUGCAAACAGCUCUGUAUAUAGCAUCAGAGAAGGGUCACAGUGACAUCGUUUCUCUGUUGUUCGAUCAUCAAUGUGAUGCCAAUAUCAGCAACAAAAACAAAGACCUACCUUUACACGCAGCCGCGCAAAAAGGUCAUACAAAAGUUGUUGAAUUUUUAGUAACAUACAACGCUAAUGAUCUUAAUAAUAACGAUAAUAAGUGUAAAAAGUCGCCUCUAUAUUUAGCAUCAGAACAAGGUCACACCAAAAUUGUUAAAUUGCUCAUACAUUAUGAAUGUGAUACUAAUUUAACUAAUGAAUGCAAUCAGAGCGCUCUUUUCGUAUCAUCAUGCAACAACCAUGCAGAAAUUAUAAAAUUAUUAUUAGAAAACAAAAGUGAUCCAUACAUCUGUAAUUCACAUGCACAAACACCUCUUCAUGCAGCAUUAUCCAACGAUCAUACGCAUAUUUUAAAUCUGCUAUUGGAGUAUGGAGUUGAUCCUAACUACGCACCUUUUUGCACUACUACUCCUUUGUGUCUUGCUGUAGCUGAAGGGAAGACAAAUACUGCAAAAUUAUUAUUGAAUUACAGAGCUGAUCCUAAUAUUGUCAACAAAAACAAUGAAACAUCUUUACACGUAGCAGCAACGAGAGGGUAUAUAGAUAUUGUGAAACUUUUGCUCACUAACUCAGCUAACCCUGAUAUAAGAGAUAAUCAUGGUAAAACUGCUCUGCAUAUAGCUACUGAGAAGGGGUAUUCUAAAAUUAUAACUUUGUUGCUUUUGUUUCAAGCUAAUCCUUAUUUACAUGACAUGUACAAUAAAACACCUUUCUUUAUUUCUGUAGAAAAGGACAUUGAUGUUAUUUUGAACAUUAUAUUAAAGACACUUCCUAAGGUAAAUGUUAGACAGACAUAUGUUUCAAUGUGCUUGUACAAAGCGUCAAAAUGUGGUGAUUUACAAAAGGUUAAAUUAUUGUUCAAACAGAAUACUGAUAUAGACUUCGAUUAUUCGGAUAAUGAAUGCAAGCAAACAGCUCUGUAUAUAGCAUCAAAGAGAGGUCAUAGUGAUAUUGUAUCAUUUUUGUUAGAUUUAAAAUGUGAUCCUAAUAUUGCCAAUAUGUACAAUGAGACUCCUUUGUAUAUCGCGCAUUGCAACGGUUAUACAGCUAUUGUGAAAGCACUGCUCAAAAUGAACAGUUUUUUCUUUGAAAAAAGUAAUCGAACAUCCCUAUAUAUGGCUUCAUCUGAGGGUCAUACAGACAUCGUUAAAUCAUUGUUGAAAUAUAAUAUUGAUGUUAAUUCGACUGAUAAUGAAUACAAACAAUCAGCAUUGUAUGUAGCGUCAAAAAAUGGUUAUAUUGACAUUGUUGCCUUGUUAAUACAUAAUGGGGGUGAUAUCAAUUUGACUAAUAAAUAUUGUCAAACACCCCUUUACAUAGCAUCAAGUAUGGGUCAUACUGGUGUUGUAAAACUUUUGUUAGUAAACAAUUGUGAUCCUAAUAUAUGUAGUGUAUACGACCAAACUAGUCUCCAUGUAGCAGCAUAUCGUGGUCAUAUUGACAUUGUUAAACUUUUGUUACAAUAUAACUGUGAUCCUAAUAUUUGUGAUAUGUAUAAUCAAAAUCCUAUUCAUGGAGCAUCAUAUGAGGGUCAUACAGAAAUCAUAAAACUAUUGAUAGAACACAAUUGUAGUCCAAACAUAUUGAACAAAUAUGAACAGACACCUCUAGAUGUAGCUAUAAACAAUCGUCAUGAAACUGUUGUUGAAAUAUUGUUGGAAAACAUUUGAUUUUAUGUAGAAAGGUCUUAUAUAUAUCUAAUUAAUUAGAGAUAUUGAAAAUUAUUGAUAUGAUCUUACUGCAUUUUCUUUCUAUGUCAAGACUGAUUGUGAUCAACAACACUGUCUGUAUGAAAGAAAAAAAAUAUUUACUUCUUACAUGCUCUUGAUAUGUAUGUAUUAUCUGUGUCAUUUAUGUGCAUUUAAUAAAGAUAACUUAAAUGAAA
Molecule: messenger RNA, 4657 nt
Organism: Mytilus californianus (California mussel)
Lineage: Eukaryota; Metazoa; Mollusca; Bivalvia; Mytilida; Mytilidae
Product: ankyrin-1-like
Exons: 6
Coding region: 843-4442 (1199 amino acids)
Biological process (GO): protein localization to ciliary inversin compartment
Cellular component (GO): ciliary inversin compartment
Molecular function (GO): protein binding
Source: RefSeq, a predicted model, not a curated record